Messenger RNA from Aspergillus clavatus NRRL 1, 765 nucleotides. It is a transcript of the gene cdc31, whose product is annotated as putative cell division control protein Cdc31. The transcript has 2 exons. The record is from RefSeq and is a predicted model, not a curated record. Gene Ontology annotation, biological process: spindle pole body duplication. Gene Ontology annotation, cellular component: mitotic spindle pole body; half bridge of spindle pole body. Gene Ontology annotation, molecular function: microtubule binding; calcium ion binding. NCBI's taxonomy places the organism in Eukaryota, Fungi, Ascomycota, Eurotiomycetes, Eurotiales, Aspergillaceae. Bases 1 to 765 code for a protein of 254 amino acids.
AUGGCAUCGUCCGGCCACCAGCCAUUCGCAUCGCGCUCCUACGCAGGCGGCAAACUCCCCGAUCGAUCCGUGAACGCGAAUACAAUCCCCUUCAGCGCGUCGUCGUUCUCCCGGCACCGGGGGCUGGGAGCAUCAGGGCCCGGCGAGUUUGGCGGCGAGGUCGCAAAGUCGACGCAGCAGGCGCCGGCUCCUCCCGUGCAUUCGCAGACACACGGGCCGUCGCAGGACUCGAAUCCGCUGAAUCGGCUGACGGAGGAGCAGCGGGAGGAGAUUAAUGAGGCUUUCACCCUCUUCGACCUCGACCGAGACCGGCACCUCGACUACCACGAACUGCGCGUCGCCUUCCGCGCCCUCGGCUUCACCCUCUCCAAACAAGAGCUCAUCUCCCUUCUCACCACGUACGGCGUCCCCCGCCCGCAGGUCCAGCAGCAGUCCGCCGGCCAGCAAGGAUCCCAGCCCAAGGCCACGCCGGCGACGAACCCCCAGCACCCGUCCAACCUGCUCAUGCCGCUGUCUGCGUUCCAGGCCGUGGCGGCCGUGAAGAUCCUGGAGCGGGAUCCGCGCGACGAGAUCCUGCGGGCGUUCGAGCUCUUCGAUGAAGGCCGGAAAGGGUACAUCGAUCUUGAGGAUCUACGGCGGGUUGCGAGGGAGCUGGGGGAGACGGGGCUGGAAGAGGAGGAGCUGCGGGCGAUGAUUGAGGAGUUUGAUUUGGAGGGCGUGGGUGGUGUGACCAGGGAGGCGUUUGUUAGUAUCUGCUGGCAGUGA